Panicum hallii is the source of this 1119-nucleotide messenger RNA. RefSeq names its product methyltransferase-like protein 23. Lineage: Eukaryota; Viridiplantae; Streptophyta; Magnoliopsida; Poales; Poaceae. Gene Ontology annotation, cellular component: nucleus; cytoplasm. The transcript is spliced from 7 exons. The record is from RefSeq and is a predicted model, not a curated record. Bases 13 to 699 code for a protein of 228 amino acids.
GAAGCCGUCGCGAUGGAAGGUGGCGCUCCCGCUCCCGCGCGUAUGACUACGGUGUCGCGGCACUACUUCGGCGGCGGCGCGUCCGAGCGCGAUCACGACCUCCGCGUCGACAUCAUCGAGAAUAUUGAAGAGGACUACGGCAUGUUUGUCUGGCCAUGCAGUGUCAUUCUGGCAGAGUACGUGUGGCAACAGAGGGCACGAUUCUCUGGUUGCAAAGUUGUUGAGCUUGGCGCUGGAACCUCACUACCGGGAUUAGUAGCGGCAAAGGUUGGAGCAGAUGUGACUCUGACAGACAUUGCGCAUAAUACAGAAGUGCUGAACAACAUCAGAAGAAUAUGCGCUCUCAAUAAUGCCAGCUGCACGGUUUCAGGACUUACCUGGGGAGACUGGGACGAACCAAUAUUUGAUUUUCAUUCUGACAUUAUUCUGGGAGCUGAUGUACUUUACGAUUCAGCAACUUUUGACAAUCUCUUCGCAACGGUUACUUUCCUUCUGGAAAAUUCUCCUGGGUCAGUGUUCAUAACCACGUACCACAACCGCAGUGGUCAUCAUUUGAUUGAGUUUUUGAUGGUCAAGUGGGGUUUGAAAUGUUUGAAACUGCUGGAUGGUUUCUCCUUCCUUCCGUCAUGCAAGGCUGCUUCACUACAGGGGAACAUUCAGCUUGUUGAAAUUGUGCUUGACAAGGAAAAACAUAAAUGACACUCAGAUGAGCUAACUAUAUCUCAAUGAUCAGAGAUUCUGCAACUCAGAUUCAGAAUGUCUUAUGUUUCAUAGGCUACAAAUUUACAGGAGCUGACUGACAGCAGAGAAACACGACUGACAUUUUUCAGUCCUCUGCAUACUAAUAUGUAGUUCUUGGAGCGACACCGCGCCAAGCCAAUCGAAAGAAGAUUUUAAUAAAAGAAUAACUUCUGCAAAGCUAUGCACUGUGAAUUAUGAAUAGUUUGUUAUGUUCAAACUUGUGCCUAAGUAAAUUUGCAGGUGUUGACUGUUGACUGACAACACCAUGUAGAGCCAUCCAUACGAACUUGAAAACGUGCGGUAGUGUGUGGUCCAAUAUUUUGUCUACUAUUUGCCUCUUUGGUCCCAACUAUUACUACGCACAGAUGUACCGUUUGU